Molecule: messenger RNA, 3271 nt
Organism: Clunio marinus
Lineage: Eukaryota; Metazoa; Arthropoda; Insecta; Diptera; Chironomidae
Source: the annotation of a GenBank genome assembly
UUCAUUAAUGAAGUGGGAAAUGAAAUUGCUCAAAAAGCGGUUGAUGUGGCUGGAAAUUAUAUCAAAAAAACACCAAGUUUGGGAUUGAGUGUAGAAAUUAUGUCUGUAGAAGGUAAUAGAACAGACAGUAAAGGAUUACUGGAGGCCAUUUGUACACGAUACGGUGAAAGCUUACAAGCAAGUCAACCUCCACAUGUUAUUCUUGAUACAACAAAAACUGGGGUAUCAUCAGAAACAGUCAAAUCAGUUUCUUCUGCUCUUGGCAUACCAACAGUCAGUGCAUCGUUUGGACAAGAAGGUGAUUUGAGACAAUGGCGAAACAUCAAUGACAAGAAAAAGAAUUAUCUUUUACAAGUUAUGCCUCCAAGUGAUGUCCUGACUGAGAUCGUUCGGUCAAUUGUGAGAUACAUGAAUAUUACAAAUGCUGCUAUUCUUUACGACGAAACAUUUGUGGUUGAUCAUAAAUACAAAGCUCUACUUCAGAACAUACCGACACGUCAUGUCAUUACAGCAAUAGCAGUUGAUACUGAAAGAAGUGAACAAAUAACAAAACUUCGAAAUCUUGACAUUAAUAAUUAUUUCAUAUUGGGUACAUUGGAAUCCAUUAAAAAAGUUCUCGAAUCAGCAAAGAAGGAAUAUUUCGAGAGAAAUUUCGCCUGGCAUGCAAUAUCAGAAUCGAAAGGCGACCUUGUAGCGAAUGUGGAAAACGCAACAGUAAUGUUUAUACGUCCAACCCCUGAUGGGCAAAGUAAAGAUCGCCUCGGAAUUAUGAAGACAACAUAUAACUUGAAAGGCGAACCUGAAAUCGAAUCAGCAUUUUAUUUCGACUUGGCUUUGAGGACAUUUUUGGCGAUAAAAGCAUUGCUGCAAAACGGUUUAUGGCCACCCAACAUGAAGUAUCUUACAUGUGACGAAUAUGAUGGCUCAAAUUCACCUGAUCAUUCCAUUGAUUUGAGAUCUUAUUUUUUUGAUGUCAACGAGCAGCCAACUUAUGCGCCAUUUUACUUUCCAAAACCAUCUGAAACGUUCAAUGGCUUUAGUUUCAUGAAAUUUGAUGCUGAUAUAAAUGCAGUGACAAUAAGAGGUGGAGCGUCAGUAAAUACAAAAAAUCUUGGAAUAUGGACAGCUGGCUUGGAUUCACCUCUUAAGAUAAAAGCUGAAGAUGAGAUGAAAAAUUUAUCAGCUAAUACUGUUUAUAGAAUUUACACAGUUGUUCAGGCACCAUUCAUAAUGAGAGAUGAAAAUUCUCCCAAAGGUUUCAAAGGCUAUUGUAUCGAUUUAAUCAAUGAAAUUGCAAAGAUUGUAGAGUUUGAUUACACUAUUACGGAAGUAGAAGAUGGAAAAUUUGGGAAUAUGAACUCUAAGAAAGAAUGGAACGGAGUUGUUAGAAAACUUAUUGAUAAGCAAGCUGAUAUAGGACUCGGGUCUAUGUCUGUUAUGGCUGAACGUGAAACUGUUAUUGAUUUUACUGUACCCUACUACGAUUUGGUUGGAAUUACAAUUAUGAUGGUAUUGCCGAGUCAGCCAAGCUCGUUGUUUAAAUUUCUGACUGUUUUGGAAACCAAUGUGUGGCUUUGUAUUUUAGCUGCUUAUUUUUUCACGAGGUUCGUUCAAGAAAUGAUUUUAAAUGUUCUCACGGGACUCACAAAAGCUUUCUUUUUCUUCAUUAGCUUUUUGAUGUGGAUCUUUGACCGGUACAGUCCCUACAGUUAUCAGAACAACCGCGAGAAAUAUAAAGAUGACGAUGAGAAACGUGAGUUUACAUUGAAAGAAUGUUUAUGGUUUUGCAUGACAUCUUUGACGCCCCAAGGCGGAGGUGAAGCCCCAAAGAAUUUGUCUGGACGUCUUGUAGCAGCAACUUGGUGGCUUUUUGGAUUUAUCAUCAUCGCGAGUUACACAGCAAACCUUGCUGCUUUUUUGACAGUAUCCCGUUUGGAUACACCUGUUGAAUCUUUAGACGAUCUUUCAAAGCAAUAUAAAAUUCUUUAUGCACCCUUAAAUGGAAGUUCUGCUAUGACGUAUUUUCAAAGGAUGUCUGAUAUAGAAACAAGAUUCUAUGAGAUUUGGAAGAAUAUGUCGUUAAAUGAUGAAUUGGAUGCAUAUGAAAGAAGUAAAUUAGCUGUCUGGGAUUAUCCUGUAAGCGAUAAAUAUACAAAGAUGUGGCAAGCUAUGCAGGAGACUGGACUACCAAAUUCAUUAGAUGAAGCUGUCAGAAAAGUCAGAAAUUCAACAGCAGCAUCUGGUUUUGCUUUUCUCGGUGAUGCAACCGAUAUUCGUUAUCAAGUUUUGACAAGUUGCGAUUUGCAAAUGGUAGGUGAAGAGUUUUCAAGAAAACCUUAUGCAGUCGCGGUUCAACAAGGUUCACCAUUAAAAGACCAAUUUAACAAUGCAAUUUUAAAGUUGCUUAACAAACGUCAACUUGAAAAGCUGAAAGAAAAAUGGUGGAGGAAAGAUGAUGUUUCAGCUAAAUGCGAGAAACCAGAAGACCAAUCUGAUGGAAUUUCUAUCCAAAACAUUGGUGGUGUAUUCAUUGUCAUCUUUGUGGGUAUUGGAAUGGCUUGUGUCACUUUAGCAUUUGAGUUUUGGUAUUAUAAGUUCCGUAAAGUACCGAAAGUUUUUGGAAGUGAUGAUGCUUUUAACAACAAAUUUACUAAAAAGAAUGCAAGCAUUAAGGGAAAUAACAGUUUUGGUUCUGGUGGUGGCCUAAUUGACACCGGCUCUAAUAACACUUUGAAGUCACGUUAUCCUCCUGCUGGCAAUUUUCGCGCACGUUUCUAAACAGAAUGAAUAGCAUGAAAGUUAUUUCCAACUUGAAAAACAAUUUAAAUGUCUUUUUUGAAGUGAAUAUGAAAUGAAUUAAUUGCGAGAAAAAUAUGUCAUUAAUUAUUUACCUUAGUUUUGUUGAUGAUGUUUUCAUAACAGUCAUAAAGAAAUAUUACUUUGUUGAUGGUAAUUUGGAAAGAAAGAAAGCUUAAAAUUUUAAUGUUUGUUCACUGUGAUGUUUUAAUGUGUUUUAAAAAUCAUAUUCAAUGUUAUUAGCUCAAUUUUCAUGGCAUUUAUGUUGUGAAGAAAGGAGAACUAAAAGAAAAGUUCGCACAAACUACGAAAUUCACUCUUGUCAAAGUCAAAAAUUUAUAACCUAUGAAGAAAGGAAAUUUAUCGCUGUCUGGAGUCAUAAAAAAUAUCUCAAAAGAGUAACGAAAAGGCUCGCACAAGGAAAACCGAAAUUUCAUUUAAGAAAUGAAAGUUGUGUCAUAAAAGAAAUGGGCGG